AAGUUUUUGUUGCUACGAGUAGAACAAUCCCCAAACCAAACAAUCAGUAGUUAAUUAUUUUCUUAUUCAAAAGUUUGCCGUUUAUCAGCCCCGACUGUUCGUGAAAAUGGAUCGCUUUUUCGGAAAUAUUGAGAACAUGUUAAAGACCAAGAUGAAGGUGGAGAGCAAGGGAAUGGCCCUGAAGCUGGUGGGAUUCUACGCCGUUGGCUACACCCUGCGCAAGUUAGUCAAGUAGAUGGCCGGAGAUGCAGUGGAUGCAGUGGCCGUCCCCUAGUCCAGAUGUUCGUCCGUUUUGUUCCAGUGUUUCGCUUAAUUUCUAAAUUGCAAUGUUCCAACCGUUUGAAGGAUAAUAAAUUGUGAUCCUACCUCCAAA
Molecule: messenger RNA, 373 nt
Organism: Drosophila persimilis
Lineage: Eukaryota; Metazoa; Arthropoda; Insecta; Diptera; Drosophilidae
Exons: 1
Coding region: 107-235 (42 amino acids)
Source: RefSeq, a predicted model, not a curated record